GAGAAAAGUUGUCCGAGAAAAUGUUUCUGAUAGCGAUUGCCAUUUUAUUGGUCACCAUUUUGGUGUUCAAGGGUGUGAGGAUAUUCAACUACAUAGACCACAUGGCCGGGAUUAUGGAGAUGAUCCCGGGACCCACACCAUAUCCCUUCGUGGGAAACCUCUUUCAAUUUGGCCUCAAGCCAGACGAAUACCCCAAAAAGGUUUUGCAAUAUUGUCGGAAAUAUGAUUUCCAGGGUUUCCGUUCCCUGGUCUUCCUCCAGUACCACAUGAUGCUAAGCGAUCCGGCGGAAAUUCAGAACAUUUUGUCAAGUUCAACGCUGCUAUACAAGGAGCACCUGUACUCCUUUCUGAGACCCUGGCUGGGGGAUGGCCUGCUGACGAGUUCCGGAGCCCGUUGGCUGAAGCAUCAGAAACUGUAUAUUCCCGCAUUCGAACGCCCCGCCAUCGAGGGUUAUCUGCGAGUGGUCCAUCGGACGGGCGGACAGUUCGUCCAGAAGCUCGACGAGCUGUCGGCAACGCAGGAAAUCUUCGAUGCCCAGGAGCUGGUUGCCAAGUGUACACUGGAUAUUGUGUGUGAAAACGCCACUGGCCAGACUAGCAGUUCGCUGAAUGGAGAGCCCUCGGAUUUGCAUGGCGCCAUCAAGGAUCUGUGCGAUGUGGUGCAGGAGCGCACCUUCAGCAUUGUGAAGCGCUUUGACGCCCUCUUCCGACUCACCUCCUACUACAUGAAGCAGCGGCGGGCUCUAUCGCUCCUCCGGAGCGAACUGAACCGGAUUAUCGCCCAACGUCGGCACCAGUUGGUCGGAGAAAACUCAAGCCAGCACGCGGCGCCAAUCAAUAAGCCCUUCCUCGACGUUCUGCUGACCGCCAAACUCGAUGGCAGGGGCCUUAAGGAGCGGGAGAUUAUCGAGGAAUUGUCUACGUUUAUAUUUACGGGCCACGAUCCCGUUGCGGCUGCCAUAUCCUUCACUCUGUAUACUCUAUCCCGUCACCCGGAGAUUCAGCGCAAGGCUUUCGAGGAACAGCAGCGCAUUUUUGCCAAGAAUUUAUCUGGAGAAGCUGACUUGGUUAGUCUGGAUCAGAUGUACUACCUGGAGCUGAUCAUUCGAGAGACCCUGCGCUUGUAUCCAUCCGUACCACUGAUUGCUAGAACUAACAGAAAGUCCAUCGAUAUCAAUGGCACCAAGGUGGCCAAGCGCACCACGGUGAUCAUGUGCCUCAUUGCCAUGGGUUACAACGAAAAGUAUUUCGAUGAGCCUUGCACUUUCCGGCCGGAGAGAUUUGAGAAAGCUAAUGGAAAUGUAGGCAUAGAGGCUUUUAAGAGUGUUCCAUUUAGUGCAGGUCCCAGACGUUGUAUUGCUGAAAAGUUUGCCAUGUACCAAAUGAAGGCUCUGCUCUCCCAGUUGCUGCGUCGCUUUGAAAUCCUGCCAGCCGUUGAUGGACUUCCUCCAGGGAUCAAUGAUCAUUCCCGUGAAAACUGUGUACCUCAAAGUGAAUACGAUCCUGUAUUAAAUAUUCGAGUGACGCUUAAAUCGGAAAAUGGCAUACAAAUCAGACUGAGAAAACGAUGAAUAUAUAAAAACCCGUAUAACCAGAAAAUAAAACUAA
Molecule: messenger RNA, 1608 nt
Organism: Drosophila eugracilis
Lineage: Eukaryota; Metazoa; Arthropoda; Insecta; Diptera; Drosophilidae
Gene: Cyp4ad1
Product: probable cytochrome P450 4ad1
Exons: 9
Coding region: 21-1571 (516 amino acids)
Molecular function (GO): iron ion binding; monooxygenase activity; oxidoreductase activity, acting on paired donors, with incorporation or reduction of molecular oxygen
Source: RefSeq, a predicted model, not a curated record